This is a messenger RNA of Nicotiana tabacum (common tobacco), 432 nucleotides long. The record is from RefSeq and is a predicted model, not a curated record. NCBI's taxonomy places the organism in Eukaryota, Viridiplantae, Streptophyta, Magnoliopsida, Solanales, Solanaceae.
AUGGGAUAUACUGUGCGGUGGCCAAAAGAAAUGAGAUCGAACCCUAACAGAAGAAAUCUAGAUUUGUGGUGCGAGUUUCAUAAUGACCACAGCCAUAAAAUAGCAGAUUGCAGAUUGUUACAAGGUGAGGUAGAGCAUUUGUUAAAACAAGGUUAUUUAACUGACUUGUUCAGUGAGAAAGGUAAGCAAUCAUAUAUGAAGAAUAGACAAGAGCCUCCAAAACCUUCAUCACCAAAAAGGACAGUUAAUGUGAUAAACGAGGGAGAAGAGGUCAAUGGUGUGAUGUAUACAGCUGCAAAAAAGACAUCAAAAGUCAUGGUUACGCAUGGGAAGCGAGUUCGCCAAGUUUUGGAAAAAGAUAGUAUAAUGUUUGAUGAUGUAGAUGCAGAUGGCGUGAUAAUCCCUCACAACGAUGCAGUGGUAGCUCCUUAA